This is a messenger RNA of Anopheles darlingi, 1441 nucleotides long. Its product is annotated as putative methyltransferase C9orf114. Lineage: Eukaryota; Metazoa; Arthropoda; Insecta; Diptera; Culicidae. The coding region runs from base 87 to 1379 and encodes 430 amino acids. The record is from RefSeq and is a predicted model, not a curated record. The transcript has a single exon.
GUUGCGUACGUUACGUCUGUAAUGUGUGGAGGCCCUUAAACCACGUUGUUUUGGUGCUGAUCCGAGAACACGAAAAUCGAAGCGCGAUGAAAGUGAACGAAAAGAAGCGUUUAACCGACCGUGAAAAGCUGGAAAUACGAGAACGGAAGCGGAACCAGCGACAGAACCGGCUCCUGAAACGUGUGCAGCAACAGUUUGAACAGGUGGAGAAGGAUAAAGCAUCUCAGGCUGAGGUACACGUAGCGGCCGUGCCGGAAGCCGAACAUGUCUCCACCAUCAGUAUCGCGGUCCCGGGCUCAAUCAUGGACAAUGCGCAGUCCCCAGAGCUGCGGACAUAUCUGGCUGGUCAGAUCGCACGGGCCGCUUGCAUUUUCCAGAUCGACGAGGUGAUCGUUUUCGACGACUGCGGUCCCAGCAACCAAGUGACGGAUCGAUUAAGCACCAUCGAAACCGCGGAGGGUUCAACGUCGGCUCGUCGUUGCUGCAUCCAGUUGGCACGCAUUCUUCAGUACCUUGAGUGUCCGCAGUAUCUGCGAAAGUACUUCUUCCCGAUACACAACGAUCUGAAGUUCUGCGGGCUGCUCAACCCGCUUGAUUCGCAGCAUCAUCUGCGGCAGCAGAGUGAGUUCGUGUUCCGCGAAGGCAUCGUUACCAGCAAGCCCACAAAGCAUGGCAAGGGAUCGUACGUAAACGUGGGUUUACUAAAUGAUGUACGCAUCGAUACACAGCUCGAGCCGAACGUCCGAGUAACGGUGAAGCUGCCGGAUGGAGCGGACUUGAAAUCAAAGAAAAUCCGUGCGAAGGUCGUGCCACCGUCUCAGCCACGUCAGGAAACGGGCAUCUACUGGGGUUACUCCGUACGCAUCGCCAACUCAUUGUCGCAGGUCUUUACGAAGAGUCCAUACAAGGGAGGGUACGAUUUGACCAUCGGCACGUCCGAUCGUGGAACAAACGUACAUGAGGUUGCCGCCAAAAGCCUCUCCUAUCGACAUGCGCUGGUGGUGUUUGGAGGCGUGCUGGGACUGGAACCGGCGCUGGAUAACGACACAAAGCUCACGGUGGAAACGGUCGAAGAUCUGUUCGACGAAUACCUGAACACUGUCCCAGCGCAGGGAUCGCGUACCGUGAGAACCGAAGAAGCGAUUUUGAUUUCAAUGGCAGCCCUCGGAGAGAAAGUGUGUCCUGCUACUGCUCCCAAAUCGUUCACUAGUUUCGAUGCCAUACCCCAGAGUAAGGAUACUGGCAUACAACAGUACGCGUUUAACGAAAAGCGAACGAAAUUUGACCCGUUGGCCAAGAAAAUCACGGAUACGCCGCCAAUCCAUAUCGAGCAAAUCGCUCAACCCGAUCCUAACGACGAUAUGUCGCGCUUCGACUAAACUGAGCAGGCCAGUGGAUAUGAAUAAAUUCCCAUUUAUUUACAAUUUAGUGCGCGGUGUCU